Molecule: messenger RNA, 2132 nt
Organism: Varanus komodoensis (Komodo dragon)
Lineage: Eukaryota; Metazoa; Chordata; Lepidosauria; Squamata; Varanidae
Gene: CUNH5orf63
Product: chromosome unknown C5orf63 homolog
Exons: 3
Coding region: 287-691 (134 amino acids)
Source: RefSeq, a predicted model, not a curated record
AAUUCUUACUGGCACGUGUCUGACUUGAAACAAUGUAAUGUAUUUAUAUCAGCAUUUGUGUUAGCGAAUUUAAAAGAGGCAUUACAGCAAGAAAAUGUAAUUUAAAUGUUAAACGGUGCUGCUUGUGCCGCAUCAAAUUAUUAUGCCUGCCUUGUAGUAACCCCUCCCCUUCUUCAGGGUGUUGUGAAAUGAUUUAUAAUUGCAUUUAUAUUUCAGAUCUUUUAUUGAAGCAUCAUUGCUAUCUGGUGACUGUCUACUGAUAUAUAACUUAUGGUUGGCAAUUAAAAUGUACCAUGCAUGUAAUUGUAGGGGAAUGUUUUAUUAUUUCAGCAGGGUAACAAUGUUCUGGCUUCAGAGCUGGACGCUGCAGCUGGCAAAAUGCUCAAGACCACCACUGCGACGGCUGUUGUGUGAUGCUAGGACCAAUUUACCUGUGUUAAUGUUGUUCACCAAGAACCCAUGCCCCUUGUGUGAUGAAGCCAAAGCAGCGCUUGAGCCAUAUAAACAUAAGUUUAUUUUGCAGGAAGUAGAUAUAACCCUUCCAGAUCACUCAGCCUGGUUUGAAAAGUAUAAGUACGACAUACCCGUCUUUCAUCUGAAUGGGCAAUUUCUAAUGAAGCAUCAAGUGGAUAUACAAAAACUGGAGAAUGAGCUAUGUAAACUCGGGUUGCAAGAUCAUGUCAACAGGUAAAGAAAAAAUGAAGCUACUCAACUGCAGACAAGGAAUGAACAUUCAGAUAAAUUUUACAAAUGAAACUGUACUAACUGCAUGGAUUUCUUGAAAUUCAAUGUGCACAUUUAAUCCAGUGUCACUGAUCCAUUUUUCCUUCGGAUCAAUGUGCAGUCUUCUAUUUAGUUUCAUAUCCAGCUGCAAAGGCAGUGUGGCAUGCCUAAGAGUCCCAAUGAACUUCAUGAAAUUUCCUUCCAAGUGGGCAUGUAUAGGUUUGUACUGUAAAUGACAUGAAUAAAUAAAAUGCCUUUUUUCCACUGGAAGAUUUGCUUCCGUGUUGUUCACAUGGUGUUACCUGACAAUAUAUAUAUGGAAAAGUUAUGUCUAUAUACUGUUUUGCUCCUGGGGACUUAGGAAUGCUCUUUAGCUUCUCAUGCUCCUCAAAGAAGAGAAGGAACACACUCUUUUUUGAAACAGACUGCUCUGGAUUAAAGAAAUUUGCUCAAGAUCCUAAAAUAGCAUUUUAGCUUUUCUGCGACUAAAGACAGCACAUAAAAUCUAUAUUGUUAUUUAAGUUUAUUGGGAAAAUCUAAGUGUUUGUGGCUCACACUAAUACAAGAUAGCUCAGAUCAGAAUUCUUUUAGUAAAACCAAGCCAGCAUAAUGCCAGUUUUCUCUGAAAUGAAAUGGACAUUCUGGAUAUGAUUCCCUGUGCCAGAUCCCCUGUCCAUUUUUUACAUGUUAUUUAACAGCAUACAGUUUCUUUUAGGUCUUCUAAAAGAAGUUAGUGGUUUUGUCCUUAGGCUCGGGUUAUAUACCUUUAAGGAAAGUGCAAACAAUUUUCAACCAAGGUUAGGAAGUUCACAUUCUUCUUUUAAAUAGCAACUGGAGGCAGGUUACAUGAGUGUCAAACGUUGUUGCAGAAAGAGUGUUUUGGCCUAAAGGUCUUUUGGAUUUAUUUGACAGGAGGAGAGCCAUUUCACCCAAAUGAAAAAUAAGUUACCAUGGAUGGAAGUGGCUUUGGAAAGGCUGGCAUUUGUAAGGGCUAAGUGACUGUUCCAUAGAAUGUCACAGGUGACUGAAAUACAAUAUACAGCUGGAACCUGACAGAAAAAGUUCAACUAUGGAACACUCCUAUUCGAGGUUCCAGCCAGCCAUGUCCUCUUCUGUGAUUCAGUCCCAUUGCCACCACAGCAGUGUUCACUGUCCUUGCUCAGUCCUCACUGAACUGUUUUCAUUUCUUCCUCAUUAGAGUUUCUUCCUAAAAGUUUUGUUUGUGUUUACUUGUGCAGAGUUGGAGUUCCCUCAAACCUGGUGAUAUCUCCCUUUUGUGUGUAGAUAGGGUAUUUUAGCUACAUUUGGAUAGGCACUGAGAGAAUGAAUUUGCUUUUAGUAAUUCUGGAUUCCUAUAAUUUAUGUUUUUUCUAGACAAGUAAAAUAAAGAUGUUGAACCUGUGUGUUGC